Messenger RNA from Delphinapterus leucas (beluga whale), 764 nucleotides. RefSeq lists its product as uncharacterized. Lineage: Eukaryota; Metazoa; Chordata; Mammalia; Artiodactyla; Monodontidae. The record is from RefSeq and is a predicted model, not a curated record.
AGUCCUUCCUUCCUGCGGCGCCUGCUCGCUUCGAGGUAUGGGGCAGCGCCUCCGGCCAGCCAGCACCACCUGAGGAUCCCGGAAGUCGCCCCCGCCAUGGAAGACGACCAGGAGCUGGAGAGGAAAGCAAUAGAAGAACUCCUUAAAGAGGCAAAACGUGGGAAAACAAGAGCAGAAACAAUGGGACCUAUGGGCUGGAUGAAGUGUCCUCUUGCUGGUACAAAUAAAAGAUUUCUAAUUAACACAAUUAAGAACACGCUGCCCUCCCAGAAAGAGCAAGACCACGAACAAAAAGAGGGCAGUGAGGAACCUGCGAAAAGCCAGGACCAGAAGGAGGAAAGCCGGCAGAAGCACAGAACCCACCCAUACAAGCACAGGGUCCACGCUCGGGGCCCUGCCCGUCAUUCUCCGCCGGCGAAGCGGCGCAGCCCGGAGAAGUCCCAGAAGCGAUCCAGCAAGCGGUGAGGCAGGGACGCAGGGUGAGCGCGACCGUCCCGGCACCCGGGCCUGGGCUGGUGCAGAGACGGGGCUGAGGACGGCCCGCGCUGGCAGCGCAAACACCCAAGAGGGAUUUUCCAGCAGGGCCGCUGUCGUGACAGCGGAAGAUCACCUGAGGCUCCGAGGAAAGAGUUCAAAGGGAACGCUCUGAAGAUGCCUUGGCAAGUUUAAGCUUCUUCAGCGGUGUAGUAUACAUAUGUAUUGAUUUUGUUCUGUCUUGUUUGGAAGUUGGUUUCAAAAUAAAUCUUAAAAGUUUUCAGAGAUUA